UUGGGGCUGCUGGGCAACAUACUACUCUAAGAUCAAAACUCCUGAGAAAACCUCUCUUUUGGUCUCAGCCCUGGGCAGGCCAGGUCUUCAUGCUGCUGUGGCUGUCAGUGCUGGUCCUGGCUCCUGUCAGUGGACAAUUUGCACCUGCACCCAAACCCGUGAUUUCCCUCCAUCCUCCAUGGACCAUCGUUUUCGAAGGAGAGGCAGUGACUCUGACUUGCCACAUAUCUCACUUCCCUGCAGCAGAGAACAAAAAAUUGUACCAGUGGUACCUUGGAACAGAAAUAAUACGUGAAAUCCCAGGAAACACCCUCCAGGUCCGUGAUUCUGGAGAGUACAGAUGCCAAACCCAGGGCUCGCCCCUAAGUGAUGGUGUGAGCUUGACUUUUUCUUCAGCUAAACUGAUCCUGCAGGCUCCCCAUUCCGUGUUUGAAGGUGACUCUGUGACUCUGAUGUGCCGAGCAAAGGUAGAAAGGGUAGACACAGCCUGGAAGACCAGGACCCUGUAUAAGAAUUACCAUGUGCUGAUAGACCUUGAUGAAAACUCCAACUUCCACAUUGAACACGCAGGGUUGAAGGAUAAUGGAGAAUAUCACUGUACUGAAUCUGAGACCCAUUGUUGCUCUGUUUCUUCAAACACAAUCAAAAUCCAAGUCCAAGAGCUGUUUCCACGUCCCGUGCUGAGGGCCAACCCCUCCUUGGCCACCCCCGGGAACCCAGUGAUCCUGACCUGUGAGACCCAGCUCUCCCCUCAGAAGUCAGACAUCCAACUCUCAUUCCACUUCUUCAGAGAUGGCCACAUCUUGGGGUCAAGCUCGAAGAGCUUUCUGAAAAUCUCCAUCCCCUCCAUCGUGGGGAACGAAGACCCACCGUAUUACUGGUGUGAGGCACGGGCAGGGACUCCCAGUGUCUACAAACGGAGCCAGAAAUUCCAGAUACCUGUGCAGAUCCCCGUGUCUCGUCCUGUCCUCACCCUCAGCACUCCUGGGGCCCAAGCUGUUGAGGGAGAUUUGCUGACGCUUUCCUGUGAAGCCAAGACAGGCUCUUACCCCAUCGUGUACCAGUUCCUUCAUGAAGAAGUAGUUCUCAGGAAGAAGAAGGCCACUUUUGGGGGGAUGGUGACCUUCCACAUCUUUCUGACUGCAGAGCACUCUGGGACCUACUCCUGCACCGCGGACAACAGCUUGGGUGUCCAGCGCAGCCAGCCGGUGUCCCUGUCUGUCACCGGUGAGCCUUGGGCGGUCAGUCCCCCAUCCCUGUCUGGAAGCGUGUCCCCACCUUCCAGGGCCUCUGCCUCUUCCUCCCCGCCUGAUGUUCUGGCUCACACCUCGGCUGUCCACCUCUUUGCAGAUCUCGGCUUGUUCAGGGCAGCAACCUCCCUCCCACCUCGACCCCUGAGGAGCCAGAUGUUUUCCUUUCUCACCACUUGUCCUGUGAAUCCCCAGAAGCACGGUGUUCUCGGAAACCAAAAUCAGUCCCCAGGGGCCCACAGGUGUUUCUUGUCCCUUUAA
Leptonychotes weddellii (Weddell seal) is the source of this 1511-nucleotide messenger RNA. The record is from RefSeq and is a predicted model, not a curated record. Lineage: Eukaryota; Metazoa; Chordata; Mammalia; Carnivora; Phocidae.